ACUGCCGCACGCACGCGCUAGUGCAGGCCGAGCUCACUCGCAUUCCAACGUGAGCGAGAUGUGAAGCUCAGCGAGGACUUUUCCCUUCAACGCUCUCCUAAAGUGUCUCCUGGGGCUUUUUUUUUUUUUUUUUUUGGGGGGGGACGACCAACAUGUCCAACUUGAAAGAGUCCAGCGCCUGCCCGGACGGCUACCGGGCUCUGAGCACCGGCGAGCUGCGGGAGCUUUUACAAAACGACGACAAAAUGGAGCAAAUCAUUCGCCUCGACGAGAAGUUUCAGGAACUUCAGGUGGACAGGGAGAUGCUUCUGGCGUCCAAUAGGAGCGUGGCUGAAGAGAGCCUGACUCGACGGCCCUGCCUUAAUAACGGCAAACUCCAAUUGGCGGAGAAAUACAAGCAACUUUCCAAGCUGGCGGCCACUUGUUAUGAAAAACACAGUCAACUUGGGACACGAGUCCAGAAGCACAGCCUGCAGACUGCACAGAACCUCCUGCAGGAAGAGGUGGCCCGUGCCGAAGAGCGAUCUGAGGAGCUGCUGGACAAGUUCAUGGAAGGGAACGUGAGCCUGGAUGAGUUCUUGGACUCCUUCCAGGGCUCCAGAAGGACUUAUCAUAUCCGGCGAGCACAAGCGGAGAAGAUGCAAGAGUUGAGCCGCGCCAAGAGGCAGGCGGGCAAAGGCGGCAAGGAGAAGGAGGAGACGGCGGCGAAGGUCCCGUCCGAGCGGCUCCUCCCGGACCCGCCGCGGCCCAACGGCCUGGUAGCGCAGGGACCUCUCCGGGUGUUCCAGGUGCGCUACGGACUCACGCCAGCCAUCCUUCUCCCACAUUACCCCGCGUCUCCGCCUAACCACCAAAGCAGGACUCCCCCGCCGGAGCCACACCAAGGACACGUGCUCGCCUCCGGCGGCGCCCCGGGGCACAGACAACCGGUCGGCCUCAGGGUCAUCGGGCAGCUGCCGGGGGGUUGGCCGGCUAACGGGCGACCCGUGCGGCUGCAGCAGCUCUACAGACCCAAUCCUCAACAGCCCGAACCGCCAUUUCGAUAGUACCACAAACACCCGCUUUGAAAGGUCUGGGAUCCUAAGAAAGACGGGGGUCCGCUUCUUUCAUGUUACAAAAGAGCGACAGCGGCGAAAAUGGCGUUCUAUACAAACCCUCGUUCAGGAGCGUCAGGCGACUGAACGAGACAAAAGACGUCUUAUUUAUUGUCGCACACGUGACCAUCGACUGAAAAACCUUUCAGCUUUUUUUUUUUUUUUUUUCAUAUUUAUUCCCGUACAUCCUGCUUUUUCGAUGGCCGUCUUCAAACAUGCUGAAGAAAGAGCUGCUUCUCCUUUCGAGGCAGAUGUUCUUGUUCCUUCCCUCCCCCUCAGAGCGCAGGAUUUAAAUCACCACGGGAGGAAGUCAGACUCGUUAGCGGCGCUUCUGCAGCUUUUGGGAUUAUAAUAAUCGUCCAAUUUAUUAUUUUUUAUUUUUAUUUUUGGAGGGGAGGGGGGUUUGUUUGUUUUUCUCACACAAGUCGACUGUGUUGACAAACUUCUUGAAAAAUGUCUUUUCAGAGGCCAGUGCUCACUUGAAUCAAUAAUGAUCAAGUUACACAUCUAAUUCAGGGGCCCCUUUGUGGCCCUCUACCUAAUUUCACAGUUAAGGGCAGUGCUUCCUUAAAAGUGGGGCGGGAGUGCGUGAGAAGGAAUAGCGUAAUAGUCUAUGGCUUGACACAUGCAGAUUAAACAUUUGCUUCGGGGGGGCAUAAAAAGAUUACGUCUCCUAGAAAAUUGUGAGCAAGUUCCAAACCUUAUUACAGUGCUUCUUAAAGGGGAACAUUAUCACCAGACCUAUGUAAGCUUCAAUAUAUAUCUUGAUGUUGCAUAAAAAAGUCCAUAUAUCUUUUUAACUGAUUUCCGAACUCUAAAUGGGUGAAUUUCGGCGAAUUAAACGCCUUUGUAUUAUUCGCACUCGGUUGUGACGUCACCUAGGUAGUCAAUCCGCCAUUUUCUCAAACACAUUACAAACACCAAGUCAAAUCAGCUCUGUUAUUUUCCAUUUUUUCGACUGUUUUCCGUACCUUGGAGACAUCAUGCCUCGUCGGUGUGUUGUCGGAGGGUGUAACAACACGAUCAGGGACGGAUUCAAGUUGACUUCCGUGGAGUGUGCAUCGAUUAGCACGGCAUGCUAAUCGAUGCUUACAUGCUAUUUAGGCUAGUUGUAUGUACAUUUGUACAUACAAAUUUAAUGCCACAAAUGUAAUGUACACCCACAUUUAAUGCCAAACAAACACUUACCAAUCGACAGAUUUAAGUUGCUCCAGUGUCACAAGACGCGAAAGUCCCGAUCGUUUGGUCUGCAUUUUACCGGCGAUGCUAAGGCAGACAUGGCACAGAGCUGUAUGGAUAUCCUGCGACACUCAAUCGUUGGUUAGAAGGCGAUCGCCGAAUAGCGUCAAUAGCUAUUCGCUCAAUAGCUUCAGUUUCUUCUUCAAUUUCGUUUUCGCUAUCCGCCUCCAUAUUCCAACCAUCCGUUUCAAUACAUGCGUAAUCUGUUGAAUCGCUUAAGGCGCUGAAAUCCGAGUAUGAAUCCGAGCUAAUGUCGCUAUAUCUUGCUGUGCUAUCCGCCAUGUUGUUUGUAUUGGCAUCACUGGAUGACGUCACAGGAAAAUGGACGGUGGCUUCACAGAUAGCGAAAAUCAGGCACUUUAAAGCCUUUUUUUGGGAUAUUCCAUGAUGGGUAAAAUUUUGAAAAAAACUUCAAAAAAUAAAAUAAGCCACUGGGAACUGAUUUUUAUUGGUUUUAACCCUUCUGAAAUUGUGAUAAUGUUCCCCUUUAAAUAAUGGUGCGGGCCCCUUUUUGGGGUGUCGUGAGGUGUUGGGGAAAAGGGGGGCGACAGAGGCAAUAGCAUAAUAGCAUCAUAGAACUAUCGUGGGCACACACAGAUAAAAAAAUUGACAGUAAUUUCUGGGGAGUGUGAAAAAAUGCUGUCACCUGGGGGCGGCUGCGUGACAAAUUAAUUGAGAACCACUGAUUUAGGGUAAUUGCGGCUAAUAGGUAUGUAUAUUUAUUCCACUAGAAUGAAGUACAACAGUGCAGACACAGAAAUGAUAGCACAACAAACCAAAAAAGCUACUUCCUUCAAACAAGCGAAACUCAACAGUGUCAAAAUAGACAUUAUUGACAUUCAAUUUGACAUUUCUAAUCACUUAAGCCAAGGGUGUCAAACACUUUUUAGCUCAGGGGCCGCACUGAGGAAAAUCUGUUCACACGCGGCCCGUACUAUCAAAAUCACGGCAUUAAGACUAAAAAUUAAAGACAACUUCAGAUGGUUUUCUUUGUCUUACUUUGGCCAAAAAAAUAGAACAAACAGAUAUUAAAAAUAUUACAAUAAAAAUAUGGAAAACAAUACAGUCAGCGGUAAAGUUUAGAUCCAUGAAGGAAAGAAGAAAGUAAAUGAAUGUUUAUAACUGAAUACAUCUACAUAAAAAUGUGUUUUCUUUUGUAUUAUUUUUCUUAAAUGAAUUAAUGUUAAUGACAACCUUUUUCCAAAACACAACAUAGAAUGUGAGUUAGAACAGGAUAAUGCAUACAUUUAUCAUUUGUUUUCAAAAUGGUUACAAAAAAGUGAGACCCCAAAAAUUGACUGUGGGAUCCCAUAUUUAUGACUUGAUGGGGUCCCUAGGACCCCGUUUUGAAAAUUCCUAGCGCCAUCACUGAUGGAGUUUUGGUGCGUGCAAAACAGCCCGCGGGCCGGUUCUAAUACUAAUCAAAUAUCCCGGUGGCCAUAGAUACUUCAUUUGUGGGCCGGAUUUGGCCCGCGGGUCUUUACUUUGACACCCCUGACUUAAGGCGUACUGUAAUUCAGGGUCACUAUAGCUGCUAAUUUAGACAUGUGGUUGUCAUGUGAAAACUUUGUGGGGCGCAGCCUCACCCAGACUCUACCUCUUGUGGCCCUCAGGUAAAUUAAGUUUGAGACCGCUGAUCUAAUUGCUUCCAAAGUAGGAUUAUUAUUUAUGAAUACAAUGUUUUCAUAGUUUACCACCUUCUAAAUACAGUUUUAACAUUAUUAAAUCCCUCCAGACAUGAAAUAUAGUCACCUUUUACACUUGUUUUACCCAGUAGAAUAGCCUUGAGUAGAGGUGGGAAUCUUUGGGCCCCUCACGAUUCGAUUACGAUUCAGGGACUACUAUUCGAUUACAAAUAGAUUAUUUAUACAACUUUUUUUAGUAUAGUUUAUAUUAGUUUGUAUUGGUAAAAUAUUGUACACUAUUCUUAUAUACUCUACGGCAUGUGAAAUGAAAUGGGAAAUCUGGGAUUUUAAACAUACAUUUUCGCGUCAAAAUAUCACUUCCGCGUUUUUUAAUGAAACACUUAAAAACGAUACAAUCCAAAUAAAAUUUGUUGAAGCUCUCCUCAGCCGCAGGCACUCAUUGUUUCUCUCGUUAGUUAGCUAACCAUCUAGUUACCUUACUUGUUGCCUCAGUUCGCAACAAAAUUGAUGGUCUACUUUGCUGUGUUUGUGUGUGUGUGUGUGUGUGUGUGUGUGUGUGUGUGUGCGUGUGUGCGUGUGUGCGU
This is a messenger RNA of Nerophis ophidion (straightnose pipefish), 4563 nucleotides long. RefSeq names its product VPS37D subunit of ESCRT-I (gene vps37d). Bases 153 to 1046 code for a protein of 297 amino acids. Lineage: Eukaryota; Metazoa; Chordata; Actinopteri; Syngnathiformes; Syngnathidae. Gene Ontology annotation, biological process: ubiquitin-dependent protein catabolic process via the multivesicular body sorting pathway; protein targeting to membrane; protein targeting to vacuole. Gene Ontology annotation, cellular component: ESCRT I complex. The record is from RefSeq and is a predicted model, not a curated record. The transcript is spliced from 4 exons.